Phytophthora infestans T30-4 is the source of this 1136-nucleotide messenger RNA. RefSeq names its product glycoside hydrolase, putative. The transcript is spliced from 2 exons. The coding region runs from base 19 to 1062 and encodes 347 amino acids. The record is from RefSeq and is a predicted model, not a curated record. NCBI's taxonomy places the organism in Eukaryota, Oomycota, Peronosporomycetes, Peronosporales, Peronosporaceae.
CGACAUACAAUCAGGCCCAUGCGACUGCUAGCGACGCUGCUCGUGUUGGCGCUGACGCCCUCGUCUUCAGAGGCGAUGCGCAUGGCUACCAACUGCAGCACCACAGACGACUGUGCAGACGGCGAGACGUGCGUGGCUGGCGACUCGGUCACUUCCAUUCAGACCUGUGUGGCUGGUGCCGCGUGUGGCGACUCGACCUCUGGAAACUGCCCGUCGGAAUUGGCGUGCAUCCAACGUAGUGGCGUCUACAAAUGCCUGUCCAUCGAACGGUGUGACGAGUAUUUUGGAGGUUCUUCGUGUAGUGCGGGAUGCAGUGCGAACGGCGUGCAGUGUAGUGGCCAGGGAUCAUGCAACUUAUUAUCGACUAGUGCGGAUGGCACACCGAGCUUCAGUUGCUCGUGCAAUGAAGGAUUCAGUGGCGACAAGUGCGAGUCCGGUUCGAGUACUAGCUCAGGCUCGACGUCGUCUAGCUCCCAGCCUUCCAGUAGCACUUCCAGUACAGAAAGUUCUAGUUCCAAGCCUUCCAGUAGUUCUUCCAGUACAGAAAGUUCUAGUUCCAAGCCUUCCAGUUCGUCGCAGGCUUCGAGUUCGUCCAGCUCUUCCGAGGCCUCCAGCUCGUCCUCCACGUCCACCUCCGCGUCUUCUAGUGUAUCAGACUCCGGUAGUACGUCGAGCUCAGUCUCAGGGUCCAGCAGCUUCUCAUCGUCCGUCGACGGCUCACUGAGCAGCUCGUCGUCGUCGUCACUCUCCUCGGGGUCUAGUGGGGUGGCGAAUAAUAACGUGAACCCCGCAUCCGCCAAUAGUGGCUCAGUGGCGUCUGAGGAGGACUCGGGCGGUACUAGCUCGGCUGUGUUUAUCAUUAUUGGCAUCUUGGCUGCCUGUAUCAUCGUCGGUGCACUUAUGUUCGCCAUGUACUCAAGGAAGAAGAAGCGCGAGCAGGACGCAGAGGCGGGUGGCUUUGGGGGAGCUGCAGCGUUCGGAGCCACAGCUGCCGCCGGUGAGAGCGAGCUGGGCGGCGGCACAGGGGCCGACACCCCCAAGAGCAGCAUUGUCACCAUGUAGACAGACAGGAAACCAAGAUGUUUUUAUUUUAAAGACAUACCAGCAAUUUAUCCUUAUGCUAUUCUUAUGCUGUA